UUUUAACAAUAAUGUUACCAAAUAUUAUAAUAUUUGAUGAUAUUAUAUUAUUAAAUAAUAAAUAUUAAUGUUAUUAAUUUUUAGUGAUAUCUUUACAUUGUUACAUUAGCACGUCGUUGCGGCGUAAUACUGCGUUUCGAUUUUGGAAUUUUUUUUUCAACGAUUAUAUGAAAAGACAAAAAAUAUCGUACAAUCAUAUUUUGUCAAAGGCACAAAGUGUUCGACUGUAGCUUAGCCAGUUUGUCGCUGUUGCUCUAGUGCACGCGCCAAGCAGUCCGAGUACUACUGUUGUUUCAUUGUUUGGUGUUUUUCGUAAGUCGUCACUCGUCACUACCAAAGUGUAGGCUGAAAAAACUUAAUUUAAAGUAUUUAUUAUUUAUAUCGUCAGUCGUUCCACUACUAUCACGCGAUAUCGUUGUAGCUGACCUCUGGCUAUUAUUUAUACUGUUCGCACCGAGGCACGCUCGAAUUAGUCAAAUUACACUUUUCGUUGGUACGUCGUCCCGCCGCGCGACUUGUUUGGUAACGAUACCGCGAUGGCCGACGUUAAACGAAAACUUAAAUCCACUGUCACUGAUCUAUCCGGUAAGAGUUGGGCCGAACUCUGCGACAGUUCGCAAUCAUCACAGUCGCAGACAGACACCGAUUCGCCACUAAAGAACGUCGACGAUCCGAGCGUGAAGAAUGACGAGGACGAUCUGUACGAUAUGGUUUUCCAGCCAGUUAAAAAGGAGUUUGUCAAAGCUUCGACCCAGGACGAUCUCAGUUUGACUUCUUUCAUGAACAAUGUACACAUGGUAACGCCAGUCAAACAGGAAUUUGAUGAAAAGACACAUAUGUUUGACGAAGAUACCAUUUGUAGUCCAUUUGUAAAGGAAGAGUCAAAUAAAACAUCAGAUGAUAAACCUAAAGAGCUGGUCUGUAAAGAAGAAAACCUCAAGAAGGAUGUACAGCAUGCUAAGAGAAGAUUAACUUCUGAAAGCGAGUCUGUGGUUACUGAUUCCGUGUCACCUGAGCGGGUCAACAAAGUUAACAAAAAAUCCACAGAUCAUAAGAAUAUACAUGACUCUGUAGAAAGUCCCAAAGUAAAAUUGGGACGUGAAACAGACGCAUUAAUUUUAGCAAGAAGACAAAAACAAAUAGAUUUUGGUAAAAAUACUAUUGGAUACGUCAAGUAUCUAGAACAGGUUCCUAAACAUGAACGUACAAAGAGGCAUCCUAAAACUCCUCCAAAAAAUUUGAAAUAUACUAGGCGAGCCUGGGAUGGAUUAAUUAAAAACUGGAGAGUUAAGUUACAUUUAUGGGACCCUGAUAGAAGACAUGAUGACGAUGAUGCCUUGACAACGGGUUCAAGUUCAAAUUUGUGCUCACUAGGAUCAAUGACUAGUUUGGAUUCAAGUUCUCAGGCCUCAGAUUCAAGGCCAUCAACGCCUCCAUUGAGGUUGUCUGAAGAUUCAUCACAACAAAAACGAGAAAACCAUGAAGAUGGUCUUACUUUAAAUCAGAAGAAGUUUAAGAAAUAAAUAAAAUCUGAAAAUUAGGUAUCUAUGUAUUCAUACAUUUUACACCCAUAACAUUUAUUGACCAUUCAUUAAAAUAUUUUUGAUAAUCUGUAGGUUAUUUAUUAUGUAUAUUAUAUUUAAUUAUAAAAUGUUUAUUUCUCUAAAACUUGAAAGAAUUUUAUUUAUUUUCUAUACAGUAAAAACUAAACAUGUGUUAAAUGUUAAAAUUAAUGGAUACCAACUUUUAUUUUAUUAACUAAAUUUGAUUAAAAAUAUUAGUUACUUAAUUUGAAUAUAUGUAUGACUAUCUAGGUAUGUGUAUAUAAUUUUUAUUUUUUAUUUUUGUAAUUAUAUUCAUAUUGAGUCAGUUUUACAAUAUUAUAAACUAUGUGUUCCAUUUCCAUCAAUUAGAACCUUGUUCGAACAAUUAAGGCUUUCAUAUUUAUGUUUUAUACCAAUUUAUAACCAUUUUAAAUUUAUAAUGUCUAUUUAUUACUAUGUAAAUGUAUUAAUAAUUAAAUCUUGAAUAUAUUUGUAUUACAUUCAAA
Messenger RNA from Rhopalosiphum padi (bird cherry-oat aphid), 2050 nucleotides. It is a transcript of the gene Slbp, whose product is annotated as histone RNA hairpin-binding protein. The record is from RefSeq and is a predicted model, not a curated record. Gene Ontology annotation, molecular function: mRNA binding; histone pre-mRNA stem-loop binding. Gene Ontology annotation, cellular component: histone pre-mRNA 3'end processing complex; cytoplasm. NCBI's taxonomy places the organism in Eukaryota, Metazoa, Arthropoda, Insecta, Hemiptera, Aphididae. Gene Ontology annotation, biological process: mRNA transport; mRNA 3'-end processing by stem-loop binding and cleavage. The coding region runs from base 537 to 1523 and encodes 328 amino acids. The transcript is spliced from 4 exons.